Didymella exigua CBS 183.55 is the source of this 213-nucleotide messenger RNA. Its product is annotated as tetratricopeptide repeat domain protein. Gene Ontology annotation, molecular function: protein binding. The annotation marks the transcript as partial. The record is from RefSeq and is a predicted model, not a curated record. The transcript has a single exon. NCBI's taxonomy places the organism in Eukaryota, Fungi, Ascomycota, Dothideomycetes, Pleosporales, Didymellaceae.
GAGACGGUGCUUGGGCGUGAGCAUCCAGAGACGCUGAUGAGCAUGUAUAACCUCGCUCAUCUUCUCGCAAAGCUGUAUCGCUACGACGAGUCUUUUGCCCUGUACGAAAGAGCAUGCGCUGGGUGUCACAUUGUCUUUGGUGAGGAUCACCCAAACACUCGCGCGUGUCGCCAAAACUAUGCCACGGCUAGAAUGGACGCAACAAAACACUAG